CCUUACGCGAGAAAGUAUUCGCCGAUCCACGUGCUCCGACAAAAAUGCUCGUAAAUGGUUCGCUGAUGAGUGUGAACCGCCUUCCUCGUGAUAUUAGUGUAAUUUUAAUGCGUUCUGUGAUAAGAUAAAUGCAAUUCGGUGUCGAUUCGUUAUCAGGUGCUGUACGAUGUUAGCGGCAUGUUCGGUGGGGUAAAUAAAUCUUUGCGCGCGUUACACUAUCAGUGAACGUGGACCACGCGUCGUCGCUAGUACGAGUUGUGGCACUGAUUGUGAACAAAAUGUUGGAAUUCCCGCGGACCGGAACUCUUGACGGAAUUAGCAGGUCGAGAAGUGGCGUCCAGUUACGUUCGGUUGAUGCCAAGUGUUGUAUAAUAGGAUUAGCUUCAGUGCGGCGAAGAGUUCCCGGCACCCUUGUUUGAUACGGAUUCUCAAUUGGAGAGCAGCUAGGACGUGCCACCGGCAGCAGCAACAGCACAGAGGCAGCGCGCCAACUCGGGCCGUUUUAGUUUGUUCGUGACGAUCGCCCAGUCAGUCAUUACGGCGGUGACCAUUCUCCGGGACGCACGUGUGUGUCACAGGACUUCCCGGACAUUCGUUUUCCUUGGAGAGCGAGAGAGAGAGAGCAGAACAACGCCGAGCUGUGUUAGCUGUGGCCUCUGAUGAAGAUCAAAGUUAAGGACGCUCUAGAUUGCUGUAUUGUUGGGGCGUGAAUGAACGCACCGUAGACGCGACUCAAGCAGCCCUUUCUUUCGUUCGUUGCCUUGCCUAGUGAUAAGAAGUGACGAUUCUGGUUGGGGUUUGCUCUCGGCAGACUUCAGUAUCGGCUAUAGGAUUGAAUAAUAAUAUUUAUACAGCCGAUUAUCACCCUCCGGGUAUCUGUUUGAAGUGACUGACCCGCGACGACCUGGCGCAGGUUCUCCAAAGCCAAUCGGUUCGAACAAGUGUGUGCAAAUGGUGUGUGAACUGCUGGCUUCCCACAUUUAAUCGAGGAAAACGUCCAAAGUGUGAAAGUGCAAUGGAAGUCGGCCGAUAACCGGUGCAUCAAUUAUUCUUUGUGUAAUAAAAUCGAAGCAAAACAAAAACCAACUCAAUUAACCGAACUUGAAGACCUUUUCGAAGAACCAUGGCCGAGCAGGUGAAGAUGGUCAACGGGAACGGAGCUCCCGGGACGAUCGUGAAUGGAUCCGCCGUCAACGGGCACGUCCCGACGAAGGCCAAGGAACUCUCAGCUCCCAAUGGGGAAGUUUCCCACGAGCCACCGGAUGGGGGAACUCGCGCGUGGUUGGUCAUGGUGGGGGCGUUCCUCUGCAACGGAGUGCUCUUUGGCGUUAUCAACACCUACAGUGUGGUGUACCUGACUCUGCGGAAACAGCUGCAGGAUGCCGGCGACGAUGAAGCGUCCAGCAAGGCAGCUCUGGUCGGAUCGCUCACAAUCGGCACAACGUUCCUGCUGUCCCCAGUGUCGGGUAUCCUCACCGACAAGAUUGGUCUCCGGCGGACAACACUGUGCGGCGGAGUUCUCACCUGUGGUGGCAUGUUCCUGUCUUCGUUUUUCACGGACAACGUUACCGCGCUGUACUUUACCUAUGGAAUCAUGUUCGGACUGGGUGCGGCCUUGGCAUACACACCUUCGCUGGCCAUUUUGGGACACUACUUCAAGAAGUACUUGGGACUGGUCAGCGGCGUUGUGACUGCCGGGUCGAGCGUCUUUACGGCGAUCAUGCCAAUCUUGUUGGAGAAGUUGGUGGCGAAGACGGGACUGGCCACUUCGUUCCGAGUGUUAUCUGUGAUAUCGAGCUUUGUGAUAUUCUGUGCGUUGCUGUACAAGCCACUGCAGCCUCCACCACCCCCGCCGAGGGUUAAGCCCGGUCGUUCCAGGUUCAAUACGAUGAUGCGAUCGUUCAUCAACUUUGACAACUGGAAGAAGAAGAAGUACAUCAUUUGGGCACUGUCGAUCCCGAUCGCGCUGUUUGGAUACUUUGUGCCUUACGUUCACAUGGGCAAGUUCGUGGAGGAUUCGUUCCCGGGAGAGGAGAAAAAUCUGCCCGUCAUGUGUAUCGGAAUCACUUCCGGACUGGGUCGGUUGUUGUUUGGUUACAUUGCGGAUCUUCCCCGCGUGAAUCGAGUGCUGCUCCAGCAGAUGUCUUUCGUGUUGAUCGGUACGAUGACGAUGUGUCUUCCGGCGACUGGUUCUUUCCCACUUUUGCUGGCGAUCGCCCUGGCCAUGGGUCUCUUCGACGGAUGCUUCAUUUCGCUGCUGGGUCCGAUCGCUUACGACAUCUGUGGACCACGUGGUGCGACUCAAGCCAUCGGAUUCCUGCUGGGGUUGUGCUCGAUCCCGUUGACCGUUGGACCUCCGAUCGCGGGACGGUUGUACGACCACACCGGCUCGUACAUGAUACCCUUUGUCCUCGCCGGCAUUCCACCACUGUUUGGUGCCUCGACCAUGUUCCUCAUCAGAUGCGUCAAAGACGACGCUCCGGCCACUCCGGAAACAGUAUUAAAAGAUCCCACUCAUCAGCCGCUGGCGCAAACUGCAUGGGACAGUGAAAAUCCGGCGGACGCGAGGAACGGCAAGCUGAACGGACACAUACGGGAAGAACGUCGAGCCACGCUGGCCAGUUCAGAAUCACUUACUGCGGAGAACAAUUAAGACAAAAAAAGAGAAGUGUUAGUCGUACUUUAAAACAAUGGUCCAUGGAAAAUAAAUGGAGCGAUUUCAGUACCAACAAAACCAAAAUUAUCAGGUAUCGGCGUGAACGUAGAGCUUUGUAGAACCUUGGUAACGAUGCAGCGUUACGCGAGGAGUGAUUUUAAAAUGUAGUUUUAGAGCAAACUCAACAACAUGCAACACGCAAGUGUGUGUGUUACGCAGAAUAUACGAUAAGCAUAAUCAAGACUACUUUCUAAGGAAUUAGAAACUCACUCAAUUGUGCAUUUCAUGUAAAAUCUGUCGCUAGGAGCAAGUUCAAGCAGGAUGUUAUUAUUUUAGAAGGUUGUAUAAUAUUUAUGUUUUAGUAAAUAGGUAGUCACUGAAUGGAUCUUUGAAGUAGAUUUCAAUUUAGGUAAACAAAUAUGAUACAAUUAUACAUGUACUAAAAUAAAAAAAUAUAUAAAUCUGAA
Culex quinquefasciatus (southern house mosquito) is the source of this 3123-nucleotide messenger RNA. It is a transcript of the gene kar, whose product is annotated as monocarboxylate transporter 10. The record is from RefSeq and is a predicted model, not a curated record. Gene Ontology annotation, molecular function: monocarboxylic acid transmembrane transporter activity. Gene Ontology annotation, biological process: transmembrane transport. NCBI's taxonomy places the organism in Eukaryota, Metazoa, Arthropoda, Insecta, Diptera, Culicidae. The coding region runs from base 1124 to 2653 and encodes 509 amino acids. The transcript has 5 exons.